Diuraphis noxia (Russian wheat aphid) is the source of this 860-nucleotide messenger RNA. RefSeq lists its product as uncharacterized. The record is from RefSeq and is a predicted model, not a curated record. Lineage: Eukaryota; Metazoa; Arthropoda; Insecta; Hemiptera; Aphididae.
GAGAAUUUGACAUUGACAUUACUACUUUCGAGCUUUUCAUUAGUUCGUUACCCAGUAUAUUAAAUAGUUGUUAAUUUUUGUGUUCGAAUUGAAUCAAUUGAUACUACAAUAAUGGAUCAAACAAGUUCUAACAUUAAUUGUGACGGUAUAAAAACGACGGAUCGUGACUUCAAUUGUUUUUCAAAACAUACAGAAAAACUGUCRAGAUGGCUUCCGGUUUCAAAAACUGAGUUUGAUCCAACAAAACAUAGUAAACUACGCAGUGAAUACUUUAUAAAUACUGAUAAUCAAAAACCAAAAAAAUGUUUUUAUGGUUACGUUUGUAAACAAGAAAAUGCUAUUCCAGUAUUUCCAUCAUCGUUUCAGCCUCCACUAAAAAUCAUCAAAUUAGAGCAACAAGGAACUGCAGAUACUUCAGAUACUUCAUUUAUUAAAGAAAAAUCAGAGAAUGAGUUAUCUGAUGAAGUUAACCUACUAUUGUUCACUAAAAAAAUAGUGGAACAAAUUGAGGUUACACCAGCAAAAGAAAAAACUGUUGAUGAAAAGUGUGCUGACAUUCAAAAAUCAAUGAGUGAAAUGGCAGAAUAUCGUCGAAAGAUACUUCAUCAAAAAAAAUUAAAAACGUYGACUGAAAGAAAAUCGUUAAAAAAAGAAAAACACAGAGGACAUCUUGACGCUGAAAUUCAAAAGAAACUGGACAGUAUUCGUAUGAAAUUUAUACACAAGAAUUUUCCGUCGGAAUUUAAUAUGGAUUCUAAAAAAUUCUAAAAAGUGUUAUGAAAGUAAAAACGCAGCCCAAAAUCUGAAUUCUCCUACAUCAAAUGCUUUGGAUUUUUUUGAAUAUAAAUUACUAAAAUUGC